Molecule: messenger RNA, 2314 nt
Organism: Scophthalmus maximus (turbot)
Lineage: Eukaryota; Metazoa; Chordata; Actinopteri; Pleuronectiformes; Scophthalmidae
Product: actin-related protein 3
Exons: 12
Coding region: 143-1399 (418 amino acids)
Biological process (GO): Arp2/3 complex-mediated actin nucleation
Cellular component (GO): actin cortical patch; Arp2/3 protein complex
Molecular function (GO): actin filament binding
Source: RefSeq, a predicted model, not a curated record
CGAACCCGGAAGCUGUCCGCAAUCGGCCGAGAGCAGAGCGCUGUUCAUUCAAGACCGCUGCCGCUGAAAAGCCAGUUAUUCGUGGAGAGAAUCCGUUUAUAUCGGGCGCUAAUACCUGUAGAUAGAUUAACGGAGAGUGAGCAUGGCUGGUCGGCUGCCGGCUUGUGUUGUCGACUGUGGCACAGGGUACACAAAGCUUGGUUAUGCAGGGAACACAGAACCACAGUUCAUCAUACCCUCAUGUAUCGCAAUCAAAGAAUCCGCCAAGGUCGGGGACCAGGCUCAGCGCCGGAUGAUGAAAGGCGUCGAUGACCUGGACUUCUUCAUCGGGGACGAAGCCAUCGACAAACCAUCAUACGCGACAAAGUGGCCCAUUCGUCACGGGAUAGUGGAAGACUGGGACCUGAUGGAGCGAUUCAUGGAGCAGAUCAUCUUCAAGUAUCUGCGGGCAGAACCUGAAGACCAUUACUUCCUUUUGACAGAGCCUCCCCUCAACACACCAGAAAACCGAGAGUACACAGCGGAGAUCAUGUUUGAGUCGUUCAACGUCCCAGGUCUCUACAUCGCUGUUCAGGCUGUCCUGGCGCUGGCUGCCUCCUGGACGUCCAGACAGGUCGGAGAGCGGACACUUACAGGGACAGUGAUUGACAGCGGAGACGGAGUCACACACGUCAUCCCAGUGGCCGAAGGCUACGUCAUCGGCAGCUGCAUCAAGCACAUCCCCAUCGCUGGCCGAGACAUCACCUACUUCAUCCAACAGCUACUGAGGGAACGAGAAGUGGGGAUACCGCCGGAGCAGUCUCUGGAGACAGCUAAGGCUGUCAAGGAGCGAUUCAGCUACGUUUGCCCUGACCUUGUUAAGGAGUUCAGCAAGUACGACACAGACGGCUCCAAGUGGAUCAAACAGUACACGGGCGUCAACGCCAUCAGCAAGAAAGAGUUCUCCAUCGAUGUCGGCUACGAGCGCUUCCUGGGGCCGGAGAUCUUCUUCCAUCCUGAGUUCGCCAACCCAGAUUUCACCCAGCCAAUCUCGGAGGUGGUGGACGAGGUCAUCCAGAACUGUCCCAUCGACGUCAGGCGUCCACUGUACAAGAACAUCGUGCUCUCUGGAGGCUCCACCAUGUUCAGGGACUUUGGCAGGCGCAUGCAGAGGGACCUCAAGAGGACCGUGGACGCGCGGCUGAAAAUGAGCGAGGAGCUGAGCGGCGGCAAGUUGAAGCCCAAGCCCAUUGACGUGCAAGUCGUCACCCAUCACAUGCAGAGAUACGCAGUCUGGUUCGGAGGUUCAAUGCUGGCGUCAACUCCCGAGUUUUACCAAGUGUGCCACACUAAGAAAGACUACGAGGAGAUCGGGCCGAGCAUCUGCCGCCACAACCCCGUGUUCGGAGUCAUGUCCUAGGCCGAUGGGAGACGAACCCGGGAGGAAGCGUCGCGAGACCUCACACGCCGUGGAAGUCCCACGAGCCUUUUGCACGGACGCUCCGACAGGCCUGUUCAUUCGGAAAUCGAGCGACAGUGGACCAAACAAAACUGCCAAAAGUGUGGCGACAUCCUCGCAAAAUUAGAGGAACGAGGUGACUCGGCCCCAAAAGGAUACUCGAAUUUAAAAAAAAAAAAAAAAAAAGUUUACCGCAAGUAGGUUAAUAAUAGGUGAUAAAUCUUUUCAUUUCUGUGUGCCUCGUUUAUGUACUUAUUCUCUCCUCACAGGGUUGUAAUAUGUAAUUAAUCAACAUGAGUCCUGUAUAAAUGCACUUCUGUGUGUAUAAGGGUUUGGGUUCUCGCUAUAUGUUAUAUGAAAGCAGGUCAUGCUUAGAUAGAUCACUUCCACAAACGUCAUUGAAUAAAACCACCUUUUUGAUCAUUAAGUUAUCAAAUGGGUGCAAACAUAAAAACAUACUGUUAUAAAACAAAAAAACAGACCAUUCCUGAUUUUCUUUCUUCUUUGUUUUUUUUUUUGUGGGUGUCUUUCCCUCAGUACCUGGAAGAAAUAUUUAUUUGAAGAUAAAAAAAAAUUAUGAACCUGUUCAAAUAGAUAUUCCCCCCCAGUGUUCACUGAGACAACAUUUCCUCUUUCAGGAUUUUGACUUAAUUGUCACCACUUUUCCUUUGACCUCUUUAUUUGUAUUAAUCACCUCUUCAACAACAAAAGUAAAAAAAAAAAAAAAAAGUUGUGUUAAUAUAUGAACAUGCAGUUUGAAAGACUGUUGGUGGACCGUCACUGUUGCCUAGAUCUCAGUUCUACUGGAUAGCCUUGUACUGUACCAAAAUCUGGAUUUCAAUGCUGGCAUUCCAAUAAAUGCCAAGGCGAUAUUUC